ACUUCCGGCGCCGCGGGGCGGGACCGCGAGGAUCAGCUUGCUGCGUCGGAGUGCUUUCCUGGAGCGCCUGGGUUCCACGGGCGGCGAUCCCCGCGAGGCUCGUGGGAUCCCCUCGCUAAAUAGUCUGUCCCCGACCCUCCACCCCACCCCCGCCUGCACCGCUGGGGAGUUUCGGGUUAGGUAGGAGCCUGCAGCUCCUGUGCUGUGAAGCCCCAGGAGCCCAAACUUUAAAAUAAAGAGAAAACGAUGAAGAAGUUAAAGCUUAAGGAGCUAGAGAGUCGCCUGCAAGAAGUGGAUGGAUUCGAAAAGCCCAAGUUACUUCUAGAACAGUAUCCCACCAGGCCGCACAUUGCAGCAUGCAUGCUUUAUACAAUCCAGAAUACAUACGAUGACAUUGAAAAUAAGGCAGUUGCAGAUCUAGGAUGUGGUUGUGGAGUACUUAGCAUCGGAGCUGCAAUGUUAGGAGCAGGGUUGUGUGUUGGAUUUGACAUAGAUGAAGAUGCACUGGAAAUAUUUAAUAAGAAUGUGGAAGAGUUUGAGUUAACAAAUGUUGAUAUGAUUCAGUGUGAUGUGUACUCAUUAUCUAACAGAAUGUCCAAGUUAUUUGAUACAGUAAUUAUGAAUCCUCCCUUUGGGACCAAAAAUAAUAAAGGGACAGAUAUGGCUUUUUUGAAGACUGCUUUGGGAAUGGCAAGAACAGCAGUGUAUUCUUUACAUAAGUCCUCAACUAGAGAACAUAUUCAAAAGAAAGCUGCUGAAUGGAAAAUCAAGAUAGAAAUUAUUGCAGAGCUUCGAUAUGAUCUACCAGCAUUAUACAACUUUCAUAAAAAGAAAUCUGUGGACAUCGAAGUGGACCUAAUUCGCUUUUCUUUUUAAAAGCUUCUGAGGACAAAAAGCAGCUUAAAAUCUAACUAAGGAAUAAAAACCAACACUGCUUACUAAAUAAACUACUUGUCUCUAGCA
Mus pahari (shrew mouse) is the source of this 963-nucleotide messenger RNA. It is a transcript of the gene Mettl5, whose product is annotated as methyltransferase like 5. NCBI's taxonomy places the organism in Eukaryota, Metazoa, Chordata, Mammalia, Rodentia, Muridae. Gene Ontology annotation, molecular function: nucleic acid binding; rRNA (adenine-N6-)-methyltransferase activity. The coding region runs from base 247 to 876 and encodes 209 amino acids. The record is from RefSeq and is a predicted model, not a curated record. The transcript is spliced from 7 exons. Gene Ontology annotation, biological process: rRNA methylation.